Agrilus planipennis (emerald ash borer) is the source of this 1308-nucleotide messenger RNA. RefSeq names its product zinc transporter zipt-7.2. The transcript is spliced from 2 exons. NCBI's taxonomy places the organism in Eukaryota, Metazoa, Arthropoda, Insecta, Coleoptera, Buprestidae. Gene Ontology annotation, cellular component: membrane. The coding region runs from base 154 to 1233 and encodes 359 amino acids. Gene Ontology annotation, molecular function: zinc ion transmembrane transporter activity. The record is from RefSeq and is a predicted model, not a curated record. Gene Ontology annotation, biological process: intracellular zinc ion homeostasis; zinc ion transmembrane transport.
GAAAGAAUGACGUGUUGAAGUUUGUUAGGAUUUGUUUUAUGUUUUGGUUAUAUUCGACAAUUAUAUUCUGUUUUGAAUUUAGAAAAUGAAAAUACGUACACAAAAGUAAUUUUUGUUAAGACGUAAACCAUUUACUGUUAGUGAAUUAACAAAAUGUGCUUUUCAAGUAAAGUUUUAGUGUAUUUAUUAUUUACAUCGAUUUGUCUUCUACACUGUUAUAAAUGUAAUAGUGAUAAGUAUGCUCAUGAACAUGAUCAUCACUUACAUGAACAUAUAAGUGAAAAUAAAAAAGCUUAUAAAUAUUCCAAAGAAGCAAAUGAACCCUAUCACAAUCAGAAACAUUCACACCACGAGUCUAAAGCCAAACAUCUUGGGAAAGAAAAAAAAGACUACAGUGAAGGUGAUGUGUGGAUGCAUGCAAUAGGUGCAACUUUAUUUAUUAGUGCAGCCCCUGUUUUGAUAUUGUUGGUCGUUCCAUUGGAUAAUACAGAGAAAACUCAGCCUUUAUUAAAAGUGUUGCUGGCUUUUGCAUCUGGAGGUCUUUUAGGAGAUGCAUUUUUGCAUUUAAUUCCCCAUGCAGCACUAACAGUGACUUCAAAAGAUAUUCAUUCCUUCCAUGCUCAUGGUCAUUCACAUGAUAAUCAUCCAAGUCAUACUGAAGUACAUGGACAUGAACACUCUCAUGAAAACCAUAGUCAUGAUAUGUCUAUAGGCUUAGGGGUUCUUUCUGGAAUUAUUGCAUUCCUAAUAAUCGAAAAAGGAGUGAGGAUUGUAAAAGGCAGUGGCCAUGGCCACACCCACAGUUCUGUUUCUGUCUCCAAUGACCAAAAAGAUGGUCUAGCAAUCGGGGCUUCUUUCUUAGCUGGAAAUCAUAUAGGAAUAGUGACUACAGUUACAAUUCUACUGCAUGAAAUUCCUCAUGAAAUAGGAGAUUUUGCAAUUCUCUUGCAAUCAGGAAUUUCUCGAAAAAAUGCUAUGCUGCUACAGCUUAGCACAGCUGUUGGAGCAUUGGCAGGGACUGUGCUUUCUCUUUUGAGCAAGAACAGUGAAGGCAUUUUGGGAUUUAACUGGAUCCUACCCUUCACAGCUGGCGGAUUCAUUUAUAUUGCUUUGGUAUCUGUGAUACCUGAACUGUUGGAUGAAGAAAAACCCACAUUUGUACAAACAAUACUGCAAGUGUUUGCUAUGCUUGCUGGAGUUUAUAUGAUGGUUAUCAUUGCCGAGUAUGAAUGAGAGUAGGAAAUUUACUUAAUGUUUGUUUUAGAAGUAAUUUGUACUCAGUUGAGGUAAAAUACAAAAUUAUAGUCG